CGUGCGCGCGGCGCCGCAGCCGCCACCGCGGGAGCCCUGAGACCCCGCGCCCCCCUGGCCUGGGCGGCGGCGGCGGCGGCGGCAUGCACGGCGCGCCGCGGAGCUGACGGCGGCCGCCGGCCCCAUGUCCUUCGCGAUGCUGCGCUCGGCACCGCCCGGCCGCUACCUGUACCCCGAGGUGAGCCCGCUGUCGGAGGACGAGGACCGCGGCAGCGAGAGUUCGGGCUCCGACGAGAAGCCCUGCCGCGUGCACGCGGCGCGCUGUGGCCUCCAGGGCGCCCGCAGACGGGCCGGGGGCCGGCGGGCGGGGGGCGGCGGCCCGGGGCCUGGGGGGCGGCCGGGCCGCGAGCCCCGACAGCGGCACACGGCGAACGCGCGCGAGCGGGACCGGACGAACAGCGUGAACACGGCCUUCACGGCGCUGCGCACGCUCAUCCCCACCGAGCCGGCCGACCGCAAGCUCUCCAAGAUCGAGACCCUGCGCCUGGCCUCCAGCUACAUCUCGCACCUGGGCAACGUGUUGCUGGUGGGUGAGGCCUGCGGCGACGGGCAACCCUGCCACUCGGGGCCCGCCUUCUUCCACGCGGCGCGCCCUGGCAGCCCUCCGCCCCCGCCGCCCCCGCCCCCCGCCCGCGACGGCGAGAACGCCCAGCCCAGACAGAUCUGCACCUUCUGCCUCAGCAACCAGAGGAAGUUGAGCAAGGACCGAGACAGAAAGACGGCGAUUCGGAGUUAGAGGCGGAUGCUGCUGGGCCAUCCACGGAGAGCCCCCAUGGACCUGACUCGGGCACAGGCCUCCCUGAGGGCACCCCCCAGGCCAGCCCUGCCCCAGCUGUGAGCGGGGCCGAUGGACAGACAGGCGGUGGGACUCAGAGCUGGCCCAGCACCUGCCCAGCCCCACUGGAACUUUCCGUGCUGGCUCCCAACCUGGUUUUCUUCUGGUCACUAUGUGCUGGCAUCUUGUGUCUUUGAUAUGAUAAUAUAAAGUCUGGAAACUUUGUAUAAUUAAAAACGAAACAAUUAUCUUCUAAA
This is a messenger RNA of Mesoplodon densirostris (Blainville's beaked whale), 1032 nucleotides long. It is a transcript of the gene SCX, whose product is annotated as scleraxis bHLH transcription factor. Gene Ontology annotation, biological process: regulation of transcription by RNA polymerase II; developmental process. NCBI's taxonomy places the organism in Eukaryota, Metazoa, Chordata, Mammalia, Artiodactyla, Ziphiidae. Gene Ontology annotation, molecular function: DNA-binding transcription factor activity, RNA polymerase II-specific; RNA polymerase II transcription regulatory region sequence-specific DNA binding; protein dimerization activity. The coding region runs from base 125 to 736 and encodes 203 amino acids. The transcript is spliced from 2 exons. The record is from RefSeq and is a predicted model, not a curated record.